Pleurotus ostreatus (oyster mushroom) is the source of this 1359-nucleotide messenger RNA. RefSeq lists its product as uncharacterized. NCBI's taxonomy places the organism in Eukaryota, Fungi, Basidiomycota, Agaricomycetes, Agaricales, Pleurotaceae. Bases 1 to 1359 code for a protein of 452 amino acids. The record is from RefSeq and is a predicted model, not a curated record. The transcript has 9 exons. Gene Ontology annotation, molecular function: O-methyltransferase activity.
AUGGCUGAUUACUUGAAUGCACUUGCAGAAAUCAUCUCUUCCAAUGUAAAGAUCUUAGGCGACGCAUACGCUCAAGAUGGCCGCAAGUUUCCUUCACUCGACGAACCGUUCGCGCCAACCAAGUCAGCGGAAGCUGCUGCUGUUCAAGAGGCUACUCGAUUGAUUAUCGCAGCCGCCGCACAGCUCACAGCAUCUGUCCGUUCCCCUCUCGAAGUCCUACUGGAGCAAGCGACUGGGGUGUAUGCUACGGUCAUGCUCUCCUUCGCGAACGACCACAAUGUCGCUGAUCUAUUGAAGGAAGCUGGGCCUGAUGGUCUUGAUGCUAAAGAAAUCGGCAAACAGAUUGGCUUCAAUGGAGCCUACGUCGCUCGAUGCCUACGCUAUCUAGCCACGCGACACAUAUUCCGGGAAGUUAAACCCAACGUCUUUGCGAACAACAGGCUGUCGUCUGCCUUACUUAAGAACAAGCCCUUCAAAGAUAUUGAAGCAGAUUCAAUGACUAAAUACGAUGAUGCUCCCAUCUCUGCCCUCAUAAGCCAUACCACGGACGAGGGUUUUAUCGGUAGUCGAAGCAUCAUAGAGUUUAUGAAAGACUCGAAGGGAUAUGUCUCUCCGCUCAGCAUGUCAAAUCAAGACCGCGCAAAUUUAUUCGAGUGGUAUGAGAAACCUGGCCACAAAUGGCGAGCGCACCGAUUUGCGACCGCUAUGAAGGCGCCCGCCAAAUUGUGGGGUCAAGGAGCCUAUGCUUCAGUAUUGGAUUGGCACUCUCUUCCCACAGGCAGUACGAUAGUUGACGUCGGCGGGAGCACUGGCGAGGUCACUAUGGAACUUGCACGCGCCGCGCCGCAGCAUAAAUAUGUACUGCAAGAUCUAGAAGGCGCCAUUGUAGAAGCGAAGCGACGCUGGGCUAAUGAAUGGCCGGAAGCAAUCAAUGACGGGACAGUCACAUUGGAAGUCCACAGCUUCUUUGAACCCAUGCCUGUCAAAGCAGAUGUUUACUUCCUUCGAGCCAUCAUUCAUGACUGGCCGGAAGCAGAUUGUCAUAAAAUCUUGGGGCAUAUACACGCAGCAGCCAAGUCUACCUCAAAACUGAUCCUUCUUGAAUUGAUGGCGGUUCAUGCGUGCCCGGAUGAGUUGACUGGCGGCCGUACCAUCCCAUACCCUCUAUUAGCAAAUCUUGGACUUGCUGUGGGAGGUUUCAUCACUGCAGCUGACUUGCAGAUGCUAGCAUUGGUUGAUGGUCGCGAACGCACCCCUGGGGAUUUCGAAGAAUUGGGCAGAAUGACUGGCUGGAAGUUGGAAACGAUCAAACCGGGCCCUGGCAUGGCAGCUUUCAUCUUCAGUAAGGUAGAAGUGUAG